CUCAUCAUCAACAUCGUCCACUUGCCGCUCCACCAAACAAGUCCCCACAAACAACCGUCAAGAUGGUGUUAGAAGCUACUAUGAUCGUUGUGGACAACAGCGAAGCCAGCCGAAAUGGCGACUAUGUUCCCUCACGAUGGGAAGCACAGUCCGACGCCGUGAACCUCAUCUUCUCCUCGAAAACGAACGCGAACCCAGAGUCGUCAGUCGGCCUCAUGAGCAUGGGCGGCAGCACACCAGAGAUCCUCACGACCCUCACCACAGAUAUCGGCAAGGUUCUGGACGGUUUGCACAGGACGAAGAUAAAGGGCAGCUCACACUUCGUGACGGGCAUCAACGUCGCCGCAUUGGCGCUCAAGCACCGGCAGAACAAGUCGCAGAAGCAGCGGAUAAUCAUCUUCAACUGCAGUCCUGUCGAGGAGGACGAGAAGAACCUGGUCAAGCUGGCGAAGAAGAUGAAGAAGACCAACAUCAGCAUCGACAUUGUCGCAUUCGGCGAGCUCAGCGACGAGACACUGAAGAAGCUCAGGGCGUUCAACGAGAACUCGCAGAGCGCGGAGGGCUCCCACCUCGAGGCAGUACAACCAAGCGGCAACCUUCUCAGCGACGCGCUCAUCACAACACCCAUCCUUGGUGGCGAUGGUAGCUCUGGCGGCGCAGGAGCUGGGUCAUCUGGAGGCGAUGCUGGUGGCUCAGGUGGAAAUGACUUUGAGUUCGGCGUAGACCCGUCAGUAGAUCCAGAGUUGGCGUUGGCGCUGAGGAUGAGUUUCGAGGAGGAGAAGGCACGGCAAGAGAAGGACAAGAAGGCAAAGGAGGCUGCCGAGGGCAAGACAGAGCUCGAGGGCAUUGCAGAAGGCGACGAGAAGCAGCCUCUGCUGGGCGACCAGGGAGAGGGCAGUGGCAGCAAAGACAGGAAGAAGGACGAUGACGACAAGAUGGACACAGCAUGAGCUGCGAUCACGCAUGUGCAUGGCACUCAAGGGCGAAUAUGUGUAGGCUGAGAAAGCAACAUCAAACGAGCAUCCACGGCGUCAAUCAUCUAGAUGAGGUUAGCGCACACCAUAGCAGCUGCAUGGUUGAAUGAGAUUACGACAAUUGCUA
Molecule: messenger RNA, 1101 nt
Organism: Macroventuria anomochaeta
Lineage: Eukaryota; Fungi; Ascomycota; Dothideomycetes; Pleosporales; Didymellaceae
Exons: 3
Coding region: 63-950 (295 amino acids)
Biological process (GO): proteasome-mediated ubiquitin-dependent protein catabolic process
Cellular component (GO): proteasome regulatory particle, base subcomplex; nucleus; cytosol
Molecular function (GO): polyubiquitin modification-dependent protein binding
Source: RefSeq, a predicted model, not a curated record